Messenger RNA from Arachis ipaensis, 797 nucleotides. RefSeq lists its product as uncharacterized. The record is from RefSeq and is a predicted model, not a curated record. Lineage: Eukaryota; Viridiplantae; Streptophyta; Magnoliopsida; Fabales; Fabaceae.
AAUCUUUGUAAGAGGAAUCAAGAAAUUCGGCAAAAACAAAUAAUUUCUCAUACUUCGGGUGCUAAAUCAAUUGCAAGAAGAAGGGCUGAAUUGAUGGAAGAGACGGGAAAAGAAGUUAGUAGGGUUCAAAUGUGGGAUAUCACUCACAGAAAAAUAGAUGGAAGUUAUGUUAAUGAAAAGGCUAAAGAAAUAGCGGAGAAGAUUGAAGCAUAUAGUAGUCAACAAGCGGUGGAAUCAACCGUUAAUUCUCCUCUUGAUGCUCUUGGAGUAGUUCUUGGGAAAGAGCACCCUGGUCGUGUUCGAGGUUUAGGCAUGGGAGCUGUUCCAACAGUUGCUUUCAAGAACAACACUACAAGAAUUAGUCAGAUGAAUUUAGGGUCUUCAAAUGAUGCUGGCACAUCAUCUACUUGUAGUCCAAAUGUGCAAGAAGAGUUGGAUACCGUUAAAGCGCAAUUGCAAGCACUAGUCUCCUAUAUUACUUCUAAGGAAGGAGGUAAAAUUCCAGUGGAAUUGGCUGGAAUGUUCCCUACUCGACAAAUUUCACAGGGAUUGGAUCAAGAGAGUGAGAUUCCAUCACCAAGAGAGUUAGGAAGUAGGUCUUCUGGAGCGAGCAACAAAGAAGCAUGAUCUUGUAUGAUAAAGAUUUUAUGUAUUAAGUAUUAUAGAUAUAUGUUAAGACAAAUUAUUAAAAAAUGUAAUCUUUGAUACUUUGUUUUUGGAUUAUGAUUUUUUAUUUUCGGAGACUGUGUAUGAAUUAAAAAUCUUGUUAUGAUGUUUAAGGUUAUGCUUUUUGGUUA